Cynara cardunculus var. scolymus (artichoke) is the source of this 894-nucleotide messenger RNA. RefSeq lists its product as uncharacterized. The record is from RefSeq and is a predicted model, not a curated record. NCBI's taxonomy places the organism in Eukaryota, Viridiplantae, Streptophyta, Magnoliopsida, Asterales, Asteraceae. The transcript is spliced from 6 exons. The coding region runs from base 1 to 894 and encodes 297 amino acids. Gene Ontology annotation, biological process: meiotic DNA double-strand break formation.
AUGUGUAACAGUGAGAGCAUCUCCCAGCAAAUUUCCCUCUUUCGUUCUCUGGUACAGAACAGAAGAUUUGAUGACGGGACUCUACGCAUUCUGGAGUCGGUUUUGAUCAUCAGAGACGUGAAAUCGCUGCUAGAUGUCCGGUCGAGUGUGAUAGACUUCAUGAGGCAUGAAUCUCUAUGCGUUCUUCGAGAGUUUAAGGAGAAAUCUGUUAAUCAGCAGCUUCUGAUCCUAGAGUUUUUUGUUCGCGCUUUUGCACUUUCCGGCGAUGUAGAGAGUUGCUUGGCUUUGAGAUAUGAGGGAUUGGUUCUACGCGAACUGAAAUCUGUUACAGAUCACUGGCUACAGGUUUCAUACAGAGAAUGGUUCAUGUUUGCUGAGCAUGCCCUCGAGAAUAAGUUUUAUGCUAUUGCGAGAAAGGUGGGUACCAAUAUCUGUGUUUGGCAUGUGUUUUUGGUCGACGUUUCUAUGAUAGCAUGUGAGAAAGCACUUGCAUGCUUUCAAACAAAUAAUAUGGUCAAAAUAAAGGACACAGAUGCAUUCUCUGAAGACAUGGAAGCAAUUAGAAAAGUGAAGAGACUGAAGGACAUAGCUAUGGUCAAAGCUGCGUCACAAUCUGGAAAUCUAUUACACUUACUGGUGUUUGCAUGGAUAUCAUGGUUGAACUUUUUACAUGGGACAACACUUCUAUUUGGUGCUAAUUCCUCAUUGCAUAAGCUGUUUGAUGAGAAAUCAGUCCAGGCACAGGCAGUAGAAUACUUGGAAAGGAAAAUAGCCAAACAUGACAAAGUUACCAUGCUCGUCUUCAAAGAGAAGCAGCAUUCAGCUAGCGUUCGGUUCAGGAAUGGAAUUAAGGAGCAUAACGCACGAAAACUUAAAGAACUUCGAAGGUUAUAG